UUCUUUAGCACACCGACGAGGCGACGACUGAUCUAGUCAAGUACUCUUGUUGCAAUAUCCAAACGCGCGCGCACUUCGGCCAUGGGCGAGAUGCCGGAGGAGCACCUCGUGCGGCCGGAGCCGGCCUACCCGUGCUUCUUGAGCGACCUGCCGCCGACGCUCGACGGCGACGGUAGCUCGUUCGACGACCUGUCCCUCCCCUACAUCGCGCGGCUGCUCAUGGAGGACAACCUCGAGGACCGCUUCUUCUACAUGUACCCCGACCACCCCGCGCUCCUAAGGGCGCAGCUGCCCUUCGCCCAGAUUCUCGCCGAAGACAGCGGUAGCAGCAACGGCGGCGGCGCCGGCAACUCUGACUCGCCGUCCUGUUCCGACGCCACUGCGCCGGCUUUGAGCGGCAGCGGCGCCGCCGGAGACAUCCACGGCGGGUCGGCGUUCUUGGAUGUCCAGCAGGAUCAGUCCAAGAUCGUCGCCUUUCCUUCCCAGACCACCUCUGGUUUCUUCAAAUGCUUGUUGCCCGCCGACCAGGAGAUGCUCAACCUGGCGUUCCUCAAAGGCAUGGAGGAGGCCAAGAAGUUCUUGCCGAGCAACGGUAGCUUCGCCGUGGAGAGCGAGGAGGCGGUGGACCGAGUGCUCGCGGGAGGCCGCAGGAAGAGCAGGUAUGACGGGGAAGCGGAGGUGGGCAGGGCCAGCAAACUGAUGAUGCCGGAGCUGGAGGAGGAUGGUGCGCGCGACCUGCUCGACCAAAUGAUGUUCCAGGAAGACGGGAUAUGCAUGAAGGGGCUAGCAAACGACCUACCGCACACCGCCAUAGGCAAGAAGAAGAAGAGCGGGAACAAGAAGAAGAAGGCGCAGCGGCGAAGCGGUGACAGUGACGAGAUGGUGGACCUGCAGACGCUGCUGCUGCGCUGCGCGCAGGCGGUGUCCAACGACGACCGCCGGAGCACGACGGAGCUGCUGAAGCAGAUCAAGGCGGCCUCGUCCCCGAAAGGCGACGCGGCGCAGAGGCUGGCGCACUACUUCGUCGAGGGGCUGGAGGCGCGGCUGGCGGGCACGGGAAGCCAGCUGUACCAGUCGCUGGUGGCGAGACCUAUCAUGGUGGUCGACUUCCUCAAGGCCCAGCACCUUUUCAUGUCCGCUUGCUGCUGCAAGAGGGUGGCAUACACCUUCGCCAACAAGACCAUCUACGACGCGGCGGCGGGCAAGAGCCGGCUGCACAUCGUGGACUACGGCCUGAACUACGGGGUCCAGUGGCCGGGCUUGCUGCGCGCGCUGGCGGCCAGGGAAGGCGGGCCGCCGGAGGUGAGGAUCACCGGCAUCGACCUCCCGCAGCCUGGGUUCCACGGAGACUACCACAUACACGCGACAGGCCGCAGGCUCAGCAGCUGCGCCCGCAUGCUCGGGGUGCCGUUCAAGUUCCGCGGCAUUGGAGCCAAGCGAGAGACGAUAAAGGUCGAGGACCUGGACAUUGACCGAGGUGAGGUGCUCAUCGUGAUCAGCCUCUGCCAUUUCAGGAACCUGAUGGAUGAGCAAGACCUCGGCUUCGCCGGCCCGAACCCCAGGGACCAGGUCCUCAGCAACAUCAGGGAGAUGCGGCCGGACAUGUUCAUCCACGGCAUUCUCAAUGGCUCCUACGGCGCUACCUACUUCCCGACGCGGUUCAGGGAGGCGUUGUUCCACUACUCGGCGCAGUUCGACCUGCUGGAUGCGACGGUGCCGAGGGAGAGCAACGAGCGGAUGCUGCUGGAGCGAGACCUCUUCGGGCGGUCCAUCCUGAACGUCGUCGCCUGUGAGGGCGCCGACCGGGUGGAGCGGCCGGAGAUAUACAAGCAGUGGCAGCUGCGGAACCACCGGGCAGGGCUGAGGCAGCUGCCGCUGGUUCCAGAGGUUGUUCAGCUCGUGCUGGAUAAAGUCAAGGACAACUACCACAAGAACUUCGUUGUGGAUGCUGAUCAGCGGUGGUUGGUGCACAGAUGGAAGGGCCGGGUGCUCUACGCAUGGUCAACAUGGGUUGCAGAUGAUGUUGCCUCAGACUCUUAGCAUCUUUUCCCUUAUACUAACUGACGUUGAUAUGUGAUGUUUCCUUCGAAAAUCACUUUUCCUCGCAUUAUAUUUAAGCUGCGUGGUUUCAAUAAAAUUCAAUCAUGAACGCCA
Molecule: messenger RNA, 2154 nt
Organism: Lolium rigidum
Lineage: Eukaryota; Viridiplantae; Streptophyta; Magnoliopsida; Poales; Poaceae
Product: scarecrow-like protein 14
Exons: 1
Coding region: 82-2040 (652 amino acids)
Biological process (GO): regulation of DNA-templated transcription
Cellular component (GO): nucleus
Molecular function (GO): DNA-binding transcription factor activity; sequence-specific DNA binding
Source: RefSeq, a predicted model, not a curated record